UCUCAAUUCACACACAAGGGUCGGGACUUUUCUUCCUUUCACAGAUUCAUUCGUCUUCCUUCUCCCUCUGCAGUUUAUAGGUCCUUACAGUUUCUUGCCUGGAUGAAUCUCGGGAUCUCGCGGAAGAGAAGGACCCCCGAGUAGCAGCUUAUCUUUAAGAAGAAGGGGGGUGAUCCAGAGGGAAGACGCCAUGGGCGGCGUCCCGUCAACUCCGAGGAGGGCUGCGCGACUUCGCACCGAGGCGGAGGGCCUCCUCGGCGUCUUUGUCGGUGAGAAGCCGGUUCCACUAUCGUCGAAUUUUUGGCAAGAGCUGCUCGAGCUGCCCUUGACUGUACGGUGGCCGGAGGAGAGGGUGCUUGAGGCCUGCCAGGCUCUAGCACAGAAUAAUUACUACACGAGGCACCUCGCCAAGAUUAUGAUCAUACUUGUCUUGUGCUUGCAAGAAUUGACAGCUGUAGGUGCAGCGACACCCACCCUUUACUUAAAAGCUAUAAAUGGAACACAUAUAUCUUCUAUUUUCUUGAAAUAUUUGAUAGAAAAUGCCAAGAGCAACAACUUUGAAGAGCUUUAUCUUAUCCUUGAGGAGGAAGAAAUGCACAAGAAUUUCCAAAAUGGUCAGGUUGGAGCUUUUAUCAUGAAGGGCUUACUUAGCUUUAUCAGCAUGUCAGAGAUAAGUUCCGAUUCAUGUCUCCUCCAUCAUGAAGUGCUUAACUUGAUGCUUGUGGCUAUGUCGACCCAGCUUCGAUCUGGGCCCUCUCCAGGGCCAAAAGAUGUCCAUCCAUUUAUUGAUGCUGCAAUGAUGCAAGGCAAUGCCUUAGUUGGUUCUGUUGUUCGCAAAUUAUUGCUUACGUAUAUUACAAGGCCUGGCAUGCCUUUUGCUUCUACAUCUUAUCUGCCUGUUUCUGGAGGCCAAUCUGGUGUUCUACAAAAAGUUGGAUCUGCUGCUGCUUCUUUUGUUCUUCUGCCAUAUUACACGUUCAACUAUCUUGUUAGUUCUAGUGGUGAAGGAUCAAGGAGUUCAUUGGCAGAUAACAGCCUCCUUAUCUUGCUUAUUCUCAUCCAUUAUCGGAAGCGCAUCAAUGCGGACAACUCUUCUCUGGAGAAAAUCGAAGCAAUUAACAACGCUAAUGGGUGCCUUAAAGUAGAUUCAUUUUUUGAUGAGAAUUCCUACUGCAGAGCUUUGGAAAAUGCAAGAGAUGUUGAGUUUGACCUUGUAGAUGUGGAGAGUGAUGCACAAAGUGGGCCGGUUGUAAGACUUCCGUUUGCUUCUCUGUUUGACACUCUUGGGCUGUACUUGUUUGAUGAGAGCUCUGUCUUGCUUCUUUACUCAUUGGUGCAUGGAAAUUCUAAUUUCUUGGAGUAUGUUUUGGUGCGGACUGAUUUGGAUACAUUGCUGAUGCCUGUACUGGAGAUGCUGUAUGAUGCUUCAAAGAGGACCUCAAAUCAGAUAUAUAUGCUGUUGAUUAUCCUACUCAUACUAAGUCAAGAUUCGUCUUUCAAUGCAAGCAUCCAUAAGCUGAUACUUCCAAGUGUUCCUUGGUACAAAGAGCGUCUUCUGCACCACACUUCUCUUGGUUCUCUGAUGGUUGUGAUACUCAUUAGAACAGUAAAGUAUAAUCUUUCAAAGCUGCGGGAUGUGUAUCUCCAUACAAACUGUCUUGCAACUUUGGCAAACAUGGCUCCACAUGUUCAUCGAUUGAGUGCAUAUGCUUCACAAAGGCUAGUUAGCCUUUUUGAUAUGCUUUCACGCAAGUACAUGAAAUUAGCAGAGACCAGAAAUGAUAAGAUUCUUAAAAUUGAAGGUGUCUUUGUUGAAGGAGAGGAAUUAUCAGAAGAUACGUCAUCAGAGCUACACAUCUACACAGAUUUCCUAAGAAUUGUUUUAGAAAUCUUAAAUGCAAUUCUUUCAUAUGCUUUGCCAAGAAAUCCUGAGAUUGUUUACGCAAUAAUGCACCGGCAGGAGGUGUUUCAGCCUUUCAAGAAUCAUCCACGCUUUAGUGAACUACUUGAAAAUAUUUACACAGUUUUAGAUUUCUUCAAUAGUCGCAUGGAUGCACAAAAUAUGGAUGGGGAGUUGUCUGUUGAGAAGGUGUUGCAAAUAAUAAUCACUAAUUGUCGAUCUUGGCGAGGUGAAGGAAUGAAGAUGUUUACACAAUUAAGAUUUACAUAUGAACAAGAGCAUAAUCCAGAGGAAUUCUUCAUUCCAUAUGUAUGGCAGCUAGCCCUUUCAAACAGUGGAAUCGAUUUUAAUCCCAGUGCUGUUCACUUGAUUUCUGUUGAAUCACCUCCAGAAGAAGCGUAUGCCGAAAAUACUGCAGUGAUGACUCCCGAAGGUGAGCAGAUCGUGUAGGUUGCUUUUGGUCUUGUUCCCCUUAUUCCAUCUAAGCGUUUCUGAAGCGUCGGGUGCUGUAAAUAUAUAUAAAACAACAGAAAAUAUCUGUUCAUUCUUUGUGUUAUGUAAAUUGGCUGCAAAAGGUUAGUGCAUAAUUUUUCUUUUUGUUGAAUACAAAUGGUAAAAAUGUUGAAUAAGAGCUGCUCUCAAGUCUAUUAUUUUUCUGUAUUCA
Nymphaea colorata (pocket water lily) is the source of this 2564-nucleotide messenger RNA. RefSeq lists its product as uncharacterized. Lineage: Eukaryota; Viridiplantae; Streptophyta; Magnoliopsida; Nymphaeales; Nymphaeaceae. The transcript is spliced from 19 exons. The record is from RefSeq and is a predicted model, not a curated record. The coding region runs from base 191 to 2350 and encodes 719 amino acids. Gene Ontology annotation, cellular component: Golgi apparatus. Gene Ontology annotation, biological process: Golgi organization.